CAAGCUUGUCGACGUCAGACUCUUUGUUUGUCGUAGACUUUGUCAGCUUGCAAGGCAUUGAUUCUACGACUGCCGUCGGACACAGGGUCAUAUCACACAACCCAUGGCAAUCUGCAAUGCCAGGGGCAGCACGGUCUGUCCACAGCCGGACUGACUGGUCCGCAUUCGGGGCCCUAUGCGGGGAAGGUAAGCAUGCACUGCAUCGCCUCGCCACUCGUCACUAGAUUAUCAAUCCAGAUAACAUUAUGCCUGGGAGGAGGGGUUCCAGCUGGACGCGCUCACACUGGGAACCUUGAACAGAUUGCUGGUCGGCAGUGUGCCAGGUAUGUGCAUGCAUCUGGGUUUGCCUGCAGAAAAAGGGGCAAGGGCGGUGAAGCCAUACGAGAUGGAUGCCACUGGGUGUUUGCGUGUGUACAGAAGACACGGGUCUCUCCGUCGUCAGCAAGGAAAACGAAGAUCGCUGUCGGGAAUAGGACUGAAUCCAGCGAAGUGGAGUUGGUGAGCGUUUUUGUCACGUCGCGGAUGGACGUGGUGGUGGCCUCGGGUGAUGUGGCUGAAUCGAGAAAAACGUGCAGCUGGCUCGAGACAUGACACUGGCAGUAAGACCGCGCACCUUUGGGCCCGGAGGCUUGGUCCCUGCUAUGCGAGACUGGCAGAUUCCCAUCUUCAGAACUCUCAGGAUGUAUUGGUCCCUCUUCAAAGGUCGACUACACGUACCUAGCGUACUUUGGCUGGUU
Molecule: messenger RNA, 737 nt
Organism: Microdochium trichocladiopsis
Lineage: Eukaryota; Fungi; Ascomycota; Sordariomycetes; Xylariales; Microdochiaceae
Exons: 1
Coding region: 193-591 (132 amino acids)
Source: RefSeq, a predicted model, not a curated record